UUGCUUCCACGCUGCUCAGGUGCAUCGUGGUCGCCAUUAGCCGCGCCGAACGGGAGGACGUCAUGGCGGCGGCGGAGGAGGAGAAAAACUUUCCCAUACAGUUGGGAGUUGGUUUGGCAGCCUGGGGACGAGCGUUAUGGUGGAUUAAGUGAUCAAGAAGCUCCAGUCCCCACACAAAUGGAGGCGCUCUCCCUAAUGGCCUUGCUGGAGUGCCCUCUGUGUUCGGAGCAGCUGGAUGCAUCAGCCAAGGUGCUGCCCUGCCAGCACAUGUUCUGUAAGGCCUGCUUGCUGAGGCAGGAAGCGGCGCACUCGCAGUUGAUCUGCCCGGAGUGUAGAACUCCCGCCAGGGCUCGGACAGUGGAUGAGCUACCUGCGAACAUCCUGCUGGUCCGGCUACUGGAUGGUUUACAGGGGUCAGCGGGGCCUAGCCGGGACUCGCGCUACGCUGUGCCCUUUGCCAGGAGCAGUCAGACUGUCAGGGAGGGUCACAAAGAGCAUCAAGGCCACAAAGACGUUUCUUCAAGAACUUCAAUCCAUAGCCAAGAUGAUUCAGAAGGAGAGCUUAUUCUCUCCCCUGUUAACAGCAUUGUGCCGAAACACAGAGCGACACCGAGCGAGGACUGGCUCCACAGACACAUUAGUGACAAUAGUGGCACAUCUGUCUCUGCCGGCAUGCUGCAUGCUGCCCCCCAGACGCCUCAAUCACUGCUCCACCAGCAGUCGCUGGCUCUCUGCCGCACACUGUGUGACUUUAGUCCCAAUGAGAUGAACGUGGAGACCAGCGAUGCUUGUCUUAGCUUCCAUAAGGGCGACAUUCUCACUGUUAUCAGACGGGUGGAUGAACACUGGAUUGAAGCCAAACUGGGCGACAGGAUAGGAAUUUGCCCUCUACAGUUUACAGAGCUAAACUCGGUGGCAACCAAACUAUUGGAGGGAAAGAGUCGACGGAGGAGUGACUCAGCAGAAUAUCAGAAUCGGACGGGGAGCAGGAGCAAAGACAAGGGCCCAGAGGCAUCCAAUACGACCACAAACCCGAGAGUCACACAAGUUCCUGCAAAAACUCCUCUUGCCAGCCCUGUGGCCCCCUCCAACCCGUGCAAACAGCCGAGUCCCAGCAGCAGCAACUUUUCCCGCACACCUGCUGUGGAGGCAAACAUCAACGGCUUUGACCUCCAGCGACAGUCACACCGCUCCUCCGUGCGACCCCCUGCCCGUGGACACGCGCAUCCGUCGCGCGAUUACUCUCAGCGAGUUCGGCGCCACUCUGACGGCCCGCACAGACACCUGUUACUGAGUGACAAGAUGGCCAACAAGGCUCCACCCAACAUCUCGAUGGCUCUGUCAAAUCCCCAAAUUUCUUCCUCUUCUGCAGACAGCAAAAACUCCAAUACGCAGCAGCUCUCAAUCAGUGUGUGUGCUGUGCUGUACUCCUAUAAGCCGCAACGCCCAGAGGAGCUUGAGCUGAGGAAAGGGGAGAUGGUGGGAGUGUACGGAAAGUUCAAAGAAGGAUGGCUGCGUGGGUUGUCUCUCCGAACGGGCAAAGUGGGCAUCCUGCCCAGCAACUACAUCACUCCUGUGCUCAGAACGUCAGCCAGACUCCUGGAGACCAAAGCGGCAAGCGCAUCAUCACAGCACAAUCCAGCAGUGGCAAAGAAGCACACAGCUGCUCGGAAUCCUGCUGUGGUCCUUGCUCCUGAUAGGGUAAAUACUGAUGGAGCACUGUACUCAGCAGGACAGGUCUCACAUGUGCCAAAUGGAGCACAGCACGCAAUGUCAUCCACAGGUGCUGGAAAAUCAUCCUUCUACGGGAGCUCACCAGGUUGGGAGACAGUGAGGCGACUCUUUAACCCACACAGAGGUUUAUCAGCAUCCAACCCUUUCAACCAUUCAUCCAAUUUGAAUGUAACCUCCAACUCGGAGCACUUUGCACAAGUUCAGGCAUCCGGCUACUCGCCUGCCCUGCAGAGGAAGAAAAACGGCGGAAUUCUAGCCAACUCUGGAAGACCACCAGGCUGGAUGAGUGAGCCGACAGCGCUCUCUGCUGCCCUACCGUCGAAAGACAGGGACUUCACCUCCUCACAUGAGGCAGGGGGUUAUCACCAUGAGCGGCAUCUGUCCAGUGGUCCUCACUCAAUUCUUGUCAGACCUGAUUCACACAAGAGCACUGCAGACAAGCCUGCCAAGUCGGUGCGCUUCCUCACAGAUGAAGAUCCCCCACCUCCACGGCGUCGGACCUCCUCCUGGUCUUCAGGAAGCCAGGUUCCGUCCAAUUUUGCCCCAGCACCUCUCCCACUAGAAGUAUGGGCACCAUCACUCACCUUGGGAAGAGACGGACCUGGAAUCCUUCUCAAAGACGGAAAAGAUCCAACUGUCAGGAAAGGCAUGGAAACUGUUCUCUCGGAUCUAAACUCAAACUCACAAAAACCAAUGUCAUUGCAGCCGUCGCUAUCAGCUUUGUCAGCUCAGUUCAGCCCCACCAGACACAGAGUGACUUCAACACAUCUAGCCCAGACAGACUCUGAGCUCAGUCUGCUUCAAGGAGAGCUAGUCCUGGUCCACAGACCUCGACCUGACGGCCGUCUCCUGGUUACUCAGGAGACCAGCGGCCAGACGGGCCUGUUUCACUGUAGUAUUCUUCACGCUCUGGAGAGGCUAACUUGACUCUUAUUGCAAUUAAUAUAUUUUUGAAACCCUUUGUCGAGAUCCAGCAGUUGAAAUUGCCAAAAGAGAUUUCCAUGAUGGAGUUUAUUUUUGCCCCGGGUUCAUAUUAAAAUCGAUAUUUUGUGUUUCUUCAGUGUAUGAGCAUGUACUGUAUGUCUCUUCUACUGAGGAUUUGCACAUAAACCCACCAAACGGCGGUUACCCUGUUACUGCCCAUGUUACAUACAGUACAUACAGUCCCCUCCCAAAGUAUUGAAACAGCAAGGUCGAUUCAUUUGUUUUUGUUGUACACUGAAGACAUUUGGGUUUUAGAUCAAAAGAUGAAUAUGAGACCAAAGUUCAGAAUUCCAGCUUUCAUUUCAUGGUGUUUACAUCUAGAAGUGGUAAACAACUCAGGACAGAGCACUUUUGUUUGAAGCCACCCACUUUUCAAGUUAGCAAAAGUAUUGGAACAGACAUGAUUAAAUUAACUAUAAGUGAGUAACUUAUUUGGUGGCAUUACCCUUACUUGCAAUAACUGCAUCAAGCCUGCAACCCGUUGAUUUCAGACUGUUGCUUUCUUCUUUUGAAAUGCUUUUCCAGGCCUUUACUGCAGCUCUUUCAGUUCUUAUUUAUUUCUGUUUUUUUUCCCUUCAGUCUCAUCUUCAGGAGGUAAAAUGCAUGCUCUAUUGGGUUAAGGUCCGGUGAUUGACUUGGCCAGUCCAAGACCUUGCACUUUUCCCCCCUGAUGAAGACCUUUGUUGUGUUGGCAGUGUGUUUUGGCUCAUUGUUUUGUUGCAUGAUGAACCUCCUCCCAAUUAGUUUGGAUGCAUUUUUCAUUAAAUUGCCAGACAAAAUGGUCUGCCAACCUCCACAGGGCAGGGGUGAAUGUUUCACAAUACACUGUUCGAAGAAGACUUUGAGAGAACAAAUAUACAGGCCAUACCACAAGAUGCCAACCACUCAUCAGCAAAAAGAAUCGGAAGGCCAGAUUGGAUUUUGCAAAGAAGUACAGAGAUGAGCCACAAAAGUUUUGGAACAAAGUUUUAUGGAUUGAUGAGACAAAGAUUAACCUAUAGCAAAGUGAUGGAAAGGCCAAAGGAUGGAGAAAGAAAAAUGAUCUGAUUAUGAUCAAAAACACGCAAGCUCAUCUGUGAAGCAUGAUGGAGGUAAUGUCAUCCCUUGGGCUUGCAUGGCUGCUUCUGGAACGGGCUCUCUAGUCAUUAGUGAUGUAACUCAUGAUGGUAGCAGCAGAAUGAAUUCUGAAGUCUACAAAACAAUUUUGUCUGACAAUUUACAGAGAAAUGCAUCCAAACUAAUGGUGAGAAGCUUCAUCAUGCAACAAGACAGUGACCCAAAACACACUGCAAAGACAACUAAGGACUUCAUCAGGGGGAGAAAGUGGAAGGUCUCAGACUGGCCAAGUCGAUCACCGGACCUUAACCCAAUAGAGCAUGCAUUUUACCUCCUGAAGAAGAGACUGAAGGGAGAAACCCCUAGAAACAAACAAGAACUGAAAGAGGCUGCAGUAAAGGCCUGGAAAAAGCAUUUCAAAUAAAGAAAGACUGUUGUCUGGUGAAGUCAACUGGUUGCAGGUUUGAUGCAGUUAUUGCAAGUAAGGGUUAUGCCACCAAAUAUUAAGUUAUUCAAGUUAAGUUAAUUUAAUCAUGCCUGUUCCAAUAAUUUUGCUCACUUGAAAGGUGGGUGGUUUCCAACAAAAGGUGCUCUGUUCAGUCUGUCUGUCCAUGAAAUAAAAGCUGCAAUUCUGAACUUUUGUCUCAUAUUCAUCUUUUGAGCUGAAACCCAAAUGUCUUCAGUAUACAACAUAAACAAAGGAAUUGAGCUUGUUGUUCCAAUACUUUUGGAGGGGACUGUAGGUGAGUGCCUUUGUCAAAACCUACAAAGACAAGACAAUCUAAUUAUGUGAAGUCAAAUAUCUAUACUUCCUCUGUGACAAUAAACUACCUAAGACAAUAA
Molecule: messenger RNA, 4617 nt
Organism: Phyllopteryx taeniolatus (common seadragon)
Lineage: Eukaryota; Metazoa; Chordata; Actinopteri; Syngnathiformes; Syngnathidae
Gene: sh3rf2
Product: SH3 domain containing ring finger 2
Exons: 11
Coding region: 178-2661 (827 amino acids)
Biological process (GO): protein ubiquitination; positive regulation of proteasomal ubiquitin-dependent protein catabolic process; positive regulation of JNK cascade
Molecular function (GO): ubiquitin protein ligase activity; protein binding
Source: RefSeq, a predicted model, not a curated record